ACUCAAGAACUCAGCACUUCCCCCCCCAGCUGUGUCACCGCCAGGCAGGAGAGGCUGAGGGCACCAGGACACGCUGGGCAGCCCCCAGUGAUGCCCCUUCCCUGGGCCUGAGGAUGGCCAUGGAGCUGAGAGCCCUAUUCCUGCUGCCACUCUGCUUCCCAGGUCUCCAAGGCCAAGCCCCAGGAGCCCUGAGACGACGGGAAGGGGACACUCUGUACGUCCAGUGUCCUUAUGCACCAUGGACUACUGACUCUCAGACAAAAUGCUGGUGCCUCCUGAAAGAUGGAAGAUGUCAAGAAUUAGUGAACACCUACAGCAAACAAUCCCGGGACAGGAGAAUUAUAAUAAAUGAUGACAGCACUACUGAGACUGUUUCUGUCACCAUGGUUGCCCUCAAGGCAGAGGACUCAGGCACAUAUUUCUGUGCUAUUUACAAAUCUUACUAUGACUAUCCACGGCUGAGGACGAUCUCACUGAUUGUUUUCAGGGAGCUGCUGCAGUGGGAGCUGGACACCCUGACAGUGCUGUGCCCAGAGGGGAGUGGUGCCUGGUGCCGAGGGCAGGCUGAAUGCACAGUGAUGAGCAGACAAAGAUCUUCCAAACAGAGUGAAAUGAAAUCCCUGCAAGACAGAGUGACAAUGCAGUAUCAUACUCAAGGGGCUUUUGUCACCAUGAAGAACCUGCAGAUCCAGGACUCUGGUGUGUACUGGUGUGCACCGGGGGACUCCAGGCACACCCGGAAAAUGGAGGUCGUGCUCUCUGUGUUCAAGAGGACCCAGCAGCUCACAGCCAAGGAGUCAGGCAAGGUCUCUGUCCAGUGUCACUACAAGAUCGCCGAGCACAGCACUGCCAGCAAAGCCUGGUGCAAACAGGGAGAGGGGAAAACGUGCAGCGUGCUGGCCACCACCAGGUCAGAGUCCCCAGCAGCAAACAGCACGGCUCAGGAGGGUGUCAGGAUCCAGGAUGACACCCAGCAGGGCAUUGUCACCGUCACCAUGGAGCAGCUGCAGGUGCAGGACUCGGGCGUGUACUGGUGCGCGCUGCAGGACGGCUCCGGGCUGCUGCGCAUGGAGGAGGUCACGCUCAGCAUCUCCAAGGCAUUGCCUCCAGGAGCUUUUCCAGACUCUGGAAGCCAAAGUCAAGAUGUUCUUCUGGGUGACAGCUGCAGUGGGAACACCUUCCUCAUCCUGUCCGUGGUGCUGCUCCUCCUGCUGCUCCUGGCCCUCCUCACCUGCAUAGCCCUGGGUGUCAGGUACUACAGGCUGCUCCUGAGAACAGGUAUCAGAGAAGCAGAGGACACCAGUGACAGAGCAGAAGGCACAGCACAGCCUGGCAGCACUGGGAGGAGGGAAAGUUCCCAGGAUGACAGCAAAGGGCCAGCAUACAUCAACCUGGAUGUGCAAUCCUCCCCCAGCCCUGAGGAUCCUCUUUACUGCAACGUGGAGCUGAGCCAGGCUCCCAGGAACCCCCAGCACGUGGAAUAUGCCAUCAUUGCCUUCAACCCACCCCCAAGGGCCAGCAGGGAAUGAGCACAGGAUCCCAAACAAGCCAGAAAUGGGAGGAAGGAACGGGAAUACACGGUGGGGAUGAGGAGUAGGAGGUGUGUGUGGUGCUGCCUGAGCAUUUUCAGCCCUCCCUCCUGUUUUGGGAAGCAGAGGUUUUGCCAGCUUUGUGGCAGAUUGGCUCGGGUCAGGCAGAGCUGUGGGGGCACUCCCAGAUCUCUUGUACAUCUUUUCCAAUCCCAUUAAAGUGCAGAAUGGUGA
Serinus canaria (Common canary) is the source of this 1763-nucleotide messenger RNA. RefSeq lists its product as uncharacterized. Lineage: Eukaryota; Metazoa; Chordata; Aves; Passeriformes; Fringillidae. Gene Ontology annotation, cellular component: cell surface. Gene Ontology annotation, molecular function: signaling receptor activity. The record is from RefSeq and is a predicted model, not a curated record. Bases 114 to 1529 code for a protein of 471 amino acids. The transcript has 8 exons.